AUGAAAGACAGAGGCACACUGGUGUCCAUUUCAGAUCAGCACAAAAUGGGUGACGCAGUCUUUGGUGUAUACAGAACGCAUGAAGAGUUUGUUCAAGCAGCGCUGCAGGCCAAGCACCCCAUUGAUUUUGCAUGCAGUUUUCCUGAAUUGCUUGUGAAGAACAUUGCAAAGGUCCUCAAUGACGGGCCCAAACUAGUGAAUGCCAGGAGAAAGCUUGAGGUGCUCAAGGUUAAAAAGCUUGCGGUGCAAUUGGAAAGUGAAGAACAGAAGCUGCAUCAACAAUUGAAUCCAGAAAUGGCUAAGCUGCUGGAGGGCAAACGCUUAUUGUUGUGGAAAGAGCUGAUGCUGCGUACUGGGUAUGACGACCCAACUUUAUUUGACGAAAUGUUGAGUGGUUUCAAACUGGUGGGACAAGCAAAGGUCUCCCCACAAUUUCCUCGUGGCUUUUCAUCCAUGCAACAAUCGCCGGAAGAGCUGCGGCGCAAAAGCCUCUGGAUGCGUAAGGCCAACUUGGCUAAAUGCAAGUCAAGCGGUCGGAAGGAGCUGGACAAGUUGGUAUGGCAACAAACUUUGGAAGAAUGCGACGCUGGCUGGAUGCAUGGACCCUAUGACGAGAGGCAAAUCUCAGACAUGGUGGGAUCUAAUGAUUGGUUAGCCACAAGGCGUUUUCCACUGGAGCAGAAGGACAAAACAAGACUGAUUGAUGAUGCGUUGGCAUCAGGGCUCAAUUCGGCAUAUGGCACCAGCAACAAGCUGACCUUGUUUGACAUUGACACUUUGGUGGCUAUGGUGCUACAAGCUGCCCGGGCAAUGCAACAGAAAUCGGGCACCAUUACCACCUCUGUGUACGUGUCAGUGUCUGCUCUAUGGAGCCAGCCACUACAACUGGUGGGCAGGACGCUGGACCUGCAAUCGGCGUACAAACAGGACUUGUUUUCCGCCGUCGAGAACAACCAGACUAUAGGCCUCUGGACUGCUUCAAGUCGCGCAGCGCAAAGUUGUGCCUUGAUUACCGACCUAGCGCAGGGCGCAGGCGCAGGCGUCAAAGGAAAACCAAUCCGGUCGCGACUUUCCGACCUAGCGCACAGCGCGGGCGUGAAAUUUGCAAUGGAUGCGCCAGCUCCAAACGCAGCUGCGCCAGCUGCAAUGAAUCCGCUGGCUCCCGACGCAGCGCAGGGCCUGCUGACGCCGCAGGACUGGCAAGAAAAAACGUAUUGUGCCCGCAUCCUCCUCCGAGAUGGCUCCGAAAUGGAAGUCCAGGCCACCAAGGCAGGCAUGGAGCAAUGGAGAAACUUGCCCAAGUACGUGGCGCACACAGCCGAAAUCACCAGGACCGUGAUCAAACCCUACAAAGCCGAAGAGAAGACCGGGAUUCGCAGCGAAUUCUACAGCGGAAACAUGCAUGGAUGGGAUGACAGUCUCAAGCCGGAGCUGGCAGUGGCAUGUUUAUAUGCGCGGGUCGUACUGCAGAAUGCUCAACCUCGCACCUUAACAGUGGACGAUGAGCAGACACCUGUGCUCGUCUUCUCCGAUGGGGCCUGGGAGCCGGGCUCACCAAAACCGGCAGGAGCUGGGCUUGUGAUCGUGGAUCCCAUUACUAGAACAAAACUAGCUUGCGAAGUGGCAGUGCCUGGACCCUUAGUAGAUCACUGGAGGGAUAUGUGCAAGUCACAAAUCAUUGCGGAACUUGAGCUGCUGCCGGUCGUGGUUUUCUUUUCUGAAUUUGGCCAACUCUGCCGAAAGAGACGAGUGCUGGUUUUUGUUGAUAACAAUGCCAUACGAGACUCGGUGGCGAAAGGGACAUCCAAGUCUUUGUCGGUGCUUGUUCUACUUUCAGAGUUGCAUCGCCUUUGGAAUGAACUACAGUGCCUCUGUUGGAUAUCAAGGGUGCCUACCAAGUCCAACAUAGGCGACCUACCUUCCAGGCAGCAGCCUGAAGAAGCAGCUAGGAUCAUUGGAGGCCAGACCAUCCCUCCGGUAAAUCCAAGUGCCAAGCUUUGUAACUUGGUGUGCGGUGCAGUGAGUUUUGUGGCGCACAUGAAAGAGUACCUCAAGUGA
Molecule: messenger RNA, 2058 nt
Organism: Cladocopium goreaui
Lineage: Eukaryota; Dinophyceae; Suessiales; Symbiodiniaceae
Source: the annotation of a GenBank genome assembly